GCGACGUUCAGCUCCAUGAUUGGAUCCGCAAGUCUCGAAUCUGAGAAGGCCGCCGGCGUUGCGACCGCGGCUGUUCACAUGUGCUAUGCCUUUUUCAUCUUUUUGUCCCUUUCUGACGUAUAUCAACGACUCCUCCCCUCCAUACUGCUCUCCUUCGAUCCUCGUUAAUCGCUGAACCAUUUCCUGCUCACGUUCCUGACCCGAUAACAUCGAAAUUCAUCAUGGCCACCAUUGAACAGAUCAACGAGGGCGUUGAGAUCAACGGCCCAAUCAAGGAGGAAUACCGCAAGGUCCUCACCCCUGAAGCCACUGCAUUCCUUGCUCUCCUCCACAGAACCUUCAACAACACUCGCAAAGAGCUCUUGCAGAAACGAGUGGUCCGACAACAAGAACUCGACCGAGGUGUCUUGCCAGACUUUCUCCCAGAAACAAAGCACAUCCGUGAAAACGAUGCCUGGACUGGAGCGCCGCCUGCGCCAGGCCUUAUCGACCGCAGACUCGAAAUUACCGGCCCUACAGACAGGAAGAUGGUUGUGAAUGCACUAAACAGCAAUGUGUGGACAUACAUGGCCGACUUUGAAGACGCCCAGGCCCCUACCUGGGACAACCAGGUCUCCGGACAGGUGAACCUUUACGAUGCCAUCCGCAAGCAAAUCGACUUCAAGCAAGGAGAGAAGGACUACAAACUCCGCACAGACCGUGUGCUGCCAACACUCAUCGCCCGGUCCCGAGGCUGGCAUUUGGAAGAGAAGCAUUUUACUGUCGACGGCGAGCCGAUCUCUGGGUCGUUGUUCGACUUUGGUCUCUACUUCUUCCACAACGCCUUCGAGCUGGUCAAGCGGGGUACUGGUCCCUACUUUUACCUGCCCAAGAUGGAAUCUCACCUCGAGGCGAGACUGUGGAACGACGUCUUCAACCUCUCGCAAGACUACAUCGGCAUGCGCCGGGGUACCAUCCGGGGCACUGUCCUGAUUGAAACCAUUCUGGCAGCUUUUGAAAUGGACGAGAUCAUCUACGAGUUGCGCGAUCAUUCCGCCGGGCUCAACUGCGGUCGCUGGGACUACAUCUUCUCCGUGAUCAAGAAGUUCCGACAAAACCCAGACUUUGUCCUUCCCGACCGCUCCGCCGUCACCAUGACAUCGCCGUUCAUGUCGGCGUACGUUCAGCUAUUGAUACACACGUGCCAUCGUCGUAGGGUUCAUGCCAUGGGUGGUAUGGCCGCUCAGAUCCCCAUCAAGAAUGACCCAGAGGCCAACGAGAAGGCUAUGGACGGCGUACGAAAGGACAAGCUCCGUGAAGUGUUAGCAGGUCAUGAUGGAACUUGGGUAGCCCAUCCCGCUUUGGCCCCAAUAGCCGCGGAAGUCUUCAACAAGCACAUGCCAACGCCAAAUCAACUGUUCAAGCGCCGUGACGACGUCUCUGUGGCCCAAAAGGAUCUCCUGAACAUGAAUGUGCCGGGAGGUGUGACCGAAGACGGCAUUCGCAAGAAUCUGAACAUUGGUCUAGGUUAUAUGGAAGGCUGGCUCCGAGGUGUCGGAUGUGUGCCCAUUAACUUCCUCAUGGAGGAUGCUGCGACGGCCGAGGUCUCGCGGUCCCAGCUGUGGCAGUGGUGCAAACACCAGACUAAGCUUGAAGGCGGCCAGACGUUUGACAAGCAGUACGCUCUUAAACUUCUGCAUGAGCAGGCCGACGAGUUGGCCAGUAAGGCUCCCAAAGGCAACAAGUACCAGCUCGCUGCGAAGUAUUUCGAAGGACAAGUCACUGGUGAGGACUAUGCGGAUUUCUUGACGAGUCUGCUAUAUGAUGAAAUCACCACUGUGGGAUCAUCGCGGCCCGUGGCUAAGUUGUGAAUCAAAAAGUGUCUGAAAUGAAAAGGAGUCGCCAUGAUAUGAUGAGCUCGCAGUGUAUACAAGUACAAAUCUGAUACAGAAUAUGCCUGAAUUUCUUUUGAGGCAUGUGUAUGCUGUUUGGUAUGAUGCACUUGUUCAGCUUCUACACACGGCUCAGACCUAUAAGAUGGCCUGAUCCAGACAUCUUUGAGAGUCCCCGUGGUUACGUAUUCAACGAGUAUACUAGUACUCUUGGUCCUGAUGGUAUCCUCAGUCGGUUUGAAUUCUAGACUCUUCCUGGACCUCCACUGAACGCCAAUGCU
Messenger RNA from Exophiala viscosa, 2152 nucleotides. RefSeq names its product malate synthase, glyoxysomal. Gene Ontology annotation, cellular component: cytoplasm; peroxisomal matrix. Bases 222 to 1850 code for a protein of 542 amino acids. The transcript has 5 exons. Gene Ontology annotation, biological process: glyoxylate cycle. Gene Ontology annotation, molecular function: malate synthase activity. Lineage: Eukaryota; Fungi; Ascomycota; Eurotiomycetes; Chaetothyriales; Herpotrichiellaceae. The record is from RefSeq and is a predicted model, not a curated record.